UUAUUUAUCGGAGGCUUCGGUGUACCGGUUGAGGGAGCCUUUCUGGGAGUGGUAGCCGUUGUAAUCGGUGGUACGGGUGAUACCGGCGCCGCAUUCAACUGUUUCUCAUUGAUUAGAUUAAUGGAAAGCGAUCAAAACCAAGUGAUGGAGCGAUCGGACGACAUAUACGAUGAUAAGGAUGAGCCAAACCGCACACAACAGCAAACCCAACAAAAUGAGAAGCCGUGCGUCCCGUCGGACGCCUAUAUAAGCCGCUGGUAUGGCCACGAAGUGCUUAUAUGUGGUGUGAUUGAGGGAAAGACA
Messenger RNA from Oppiella nova, 303 nucleotides. Lineage: Eukaryota; Metazoa; Arthropoda; Arachnida; Sarcoptiformes; Oppiidae. The record is from the annotation of a GenBank genome assembly.